UAAGUACUCCAUAAACCUCUUAACAGAAUUACCUGUUUCAUUUUUGGCCACACCAACAGAUACUACACACUCGUUUCUGAACUUCGCCGGAAAACCAUGGCCGGAGUUCUGAACGUUUCACCGGCUCCAAUUUUCCGGCCAAUUUCAGCUCACAAACGCUCUACAAAUAACAGAGUCUUUUUAGUAAAAUCAAUGGCUCGAUCUUCAGAUAGUUCAAAUGGUUCUGUGAGCACUAAAGAGGAACCCAAAUCGGAUUUUUCAUUUUCAGCGCCGCCGAACUUCAAGGCGCCGAAGCCUAAGCCAUUUACGCCGAGAACUGAUAUGAUUUUGGACAUAUUAAGUGCUUCUCUUGCUUUGAUUUUUCGCCUUGGUACUGGUGCUCUUGUUUCUGGGUAUUCAGCAUCUUUUGUCUCCAAAAAUGAGGUUCCGUCUGACCAGUAUGCACUUGGAAUUGCUGGCUUCAAGGUGAAGGAGAGUUCAAAGUUAGGUCCUCGACCUGAGAAGCCAAUAGAGAUAUAUGAGUUUGAAAGCUGCCCGUUUUGUAGGAAGGUUAGGGAAAUAGUUGCUGUUUUAGACCUUGACGUCCUUUAUUAUCCUUGCCCAAGAAAUGGUCCAAAUUUCCGUCCCAAGGUUGGUCAGAUGGGUGGAAAGCAGCAGUUCCCCUAUAUGGUUGAUCCAAACACUGGAGUUGCAAUGUAUGAAUCAGAUGAGAUUAUUAAGUAUUUGGUUGGAAAGUAUGGUGAUGGAAAUGUCCCACUUAUGUUGUCCCUUGGUCUUCUCACUACACUUACUGCAGGUUUUGCCAUGAUUGGUCGAAUGGGGAAGGGGUCUUCCUACAGGCCAUCUAAACUGCCACCGAAGCCGCUUGAGAUAUGGGCAUACGAGCCGUCUCCAUUUUGCAAAGUUGUACGUGAAGUGCUUGUAGAAUUAGAGCUUCCCCACAUACUCCGCAGUUGUGCUCGUGGUAGCCCCAAACGCCAAGUAUUAUACGAAAGAGUUGGACAUUUCCAGGCCCCAUACUUGGAAGAUCCAAAUACUGGAGUACAAAUGUUUGAAAGUGCAGAUAUUGUGGAUUAUUUACAGGCAACUUAUGCUCUUUAAGGAGAUAGGAAACCAGCCAUGAGGCUCAAAGUUUCUUCUCUUAUUAGAGAGAUGAAAGAUGCCCCGUGGGACAGUGAUGUUUCAUCGACAUCCUCAUCGAAUCUGCAUCUUCAGUCGGUAAAAGUAAAUGGCUCCGGUACAUCCCAAAAGAUUGUUCUAUGUUGCUUAAAGCCAACAGGGAACUUCACUCACUUUUCGCGUUGUUAUUGAUUCAGUAUGUUAUUAUUCCAUGUUGUGUUAUUUUUAUUAACAGUUCACUUCAGUUAAAUAUUUUGUGUUAGACCAUGGCUUGGUUAUAGUGGCGACUAGCAUUGUAUAUAUGCACUCUCUAGAGCAACUAUUGGGAUUUACCAUGUAUGACUUGUAUAUUUUACAACAAAAACAACAACCUAGUGAGCAGCCUUUGGUAAUAUAUAUACAUUCUGGCAUUUUAGUUUUA
Messenger RNA from Nicotiana attenuata, 1540 nucleotides. RefSeq lists its product as uncharacterized. The transcript has 13 exons. The record is from RefSeq and is a predicted model, not a curated record. NCBI's taxonomy places the organism in Eukaryota, Viridiplantae, Streptophyta, Magnoliopsida, Solanales, Solanaceae. The coding region runs from base 97 to 1101 and encodes 334 amino acids. Gene Ontology annotation, cellular component: chloroplast.